AUGUUUCGCAAAAGGAGCGGGCAGAAGCCAGAUGAACUCUUGAUCAGUGACUUCCAAAACAAAUUCGGUCAUGUUACCACCGCUUCGUGUAUCCCUGAGACGGGGAUUCAGCCCGACCAGACCGCUGCUUCCAGUGCCAGCGGGCAGGCCCUGCCGACUUUCGAUUCCAGCCCAGCGUUAUUCAUACCGAACCCUGCCUUCGCGUCCUCCCCGUUGAGUCGGCAGAACUGUUCUUGCACCCUGUUCAAGAGUCGUAUGUGUGCGGUACUCCAUAGCCCUGCGGGAGAUUUGCAUACUCCGAUGCGUGAGUGUGAUUCUGUCCCCGCGACACUAUCGCCUUGGGGGCGGAUGCUUGGUGGGCAGCAUGCCGACCCCCAUGCACACGGUGCAGGUGCAUACCAGAACGAAUAUUUUCACCGCCCCGUGUUUUCUUGGCGAAAUUCCAAUCCAUUCUUUCAACAACCCUCUUUUUCACCCAGAUCAUUCAUGCUACAGGACCCCAAUGCCGGUCUCGGCCCUCUGGAGCCCGUCCCGAAGACGAGCGUUGCACAUUCCGACACCUCGGCACCGUAUUACUCUCCACUCCACUUCUUAUCCCGCGAGGUAGAUUCUAAUGAUCACCUUCUUAGUUAUACCCAGUCGUCAUCGUUUCGAUACCAGGUAGUUCUGCAUGCACCGACGGCCACCUAUAACAAGGAAUGCGAAAUCCCCGUCACCUAUCUGAAUCGGCGCCAAGCAUAUAAGGUCUCAGUUGUCGACACGGCCCCCCCUCUGACUUCGUCUUCUGUCCGGUAUAGAACGCAUGUCCGAAUUUCGUUCGACGAUGAUAAACAACGUGCUGACCCCGCAGCGGCCUGGAAGAUUUGGAUGGAGGGGCGCGGGCUAGCUGAGGCUCGUGAGGCUAACUCCAAGCUCGCGGCCGUAGAGUUUGUUGAUGUGAAGCCCAACACCAUGGGCUUUGCUGAGAAUCGCAUGGAGCUCGAGAGCUCUUCACUGGACGGAUUCUGCGUUGCCUGGACCAGUCAUCCGCAAUCGGCCGGAUUUGGCUGCGAACUACACGUUCUCUUCAACUUUCUAUCUACCGACUUCAGCCUGUCCAAAGGAGUCAGAGGCUCACCUCUCCGGCUAUGUGCGAAGACAGAAGUGGUCUCGACAGACUUGUUGCUUCAUCAUCCGCCCCAUAUCUCUGCGCCGGAGAUGUCUUGUUGUAAGGUUAAGUUGUUCCGAGACCACGGAUCGGAACGGAAGAUAGCGAAUGACAUCGCACAGCUUAAGAAGGCAAUCCAGCGCGUCGAAGAGUCUAUCGCUCACUCUGGGACCGACGGUAACCGUGGCUCCAGUAAAAGAAGACGCGGGAAACUCCCCCUGGUCGCUCGAGGCUCCGAGGCUAGCGUACAGCAGCUCGCCCCGACCGACCUGCACAAUACGCAAGACCCCCCUGGCACUGACACUCUUGCCACCGAUGAGGACCCUCAGAAGGUAUUGUUCGUUCUCAAGAUGAUGCUUUCAUCUUCCCAGCCAUAUAGCCUGCUCUCGCUGCCAUGUGACGAACGUGACGAUCCUGAUCGGUUCCCUGUUCUGUUGUCGAAUCCCCUACUCGGCCCUCUGCAGGAAGUGCGUUCUCUUACCGGCACAGGGCUAUCCUCGAAGCUAAGCACCGAUGGUCAGUGGGGAGUAUUACAGCAGCAUGCGGAAAAUGACCCCAACGCUUCCGGCGUCGCACCUACUCAUCUCGUGACACCUCAACAGGCCAGCUCCAUGAACCCGAAUGUCGACAGCUCCCCCAACCGACCACUAACAACACUCGACAUACCGAUGCGUAGCCGUGUAGGCAACCAUCAACGUGCCGUUGCCUGCUUUUAUGUUAUUCGACGUACCGACGGUCAAAUCGAGGCUUACCACCAUGCCGUGUACCUACUCCAACGAACUCUAGCGGAUUUCAUUAAGCGACUUUCUCGAAUUCAGAAGAUCCCGCCAGAAAAUAUCAUCCGGGUAGUUCGCGUCAACUCGGCGGGCUUGCGCAUCCUGGUCGAUGAUAAUGUGGUCCGAGAAACGCCUGAAGGCCAGGACAUGAUCGGGGAGUUUGUGCAGAUAGAGGAUUCUGCGACCCCCUUGUCCAGCUGGCAGGUCAACCUGUUCUAUUAA
Aspergillus affinis is the source of this 2145-nucleotide messenger RNA. RefSeq lists its product as uncharacterized. Gene Ontology annotation, cellular component: nucleus. Gene Ontology annotation, molecular function: RNA polymerase II cis-regulatory region sequence-specific DNA binding; DNA-binding transcription activator activity, RNA polymerase II-specific. The record is from RefSeq and is a predicted model, not a curated record. The transcript is spliced from 3 exons. Bases 1 to 2145 code for a protein of 714 amino acids. Gene Ontology annotation, biological process: regulation of transcription by RNA polymerase II. NCBI's taxonomy places the organism in Eukaryota, Fungi, Ascomycota, Eurotiomycetes, Eurotiales, Aspergillaceae.